This is a messenger RNA of Dunckerocampus dactyliophorus (ringed pipefish), 2566 nucleotides long. RefSeq names its product putative homeodomain transcription factor 1 (gene phtf1). Gene Ontology annotation, cellular component: endoplasmic reticulum. The transcript is spliced from 17 exons. NCBI's taxonomy places the organism in Eukaryota, Metazoa, Chordata, Actinopteri, Syngnathiformes, Syngnathidae. The record is from RefSeq and is a predicted model, not a curated record. Bases 363 to 2438 code for a protein of 691 amino acids.
UCCACAACAAACCCGGAAAAGGAGAGCGGACGAUUAGUGUAUUGCAAAAACUCAACUUCGCUAUGAAUCCCUGAAAUAAACACAAUUAUGGUAAUUUCGUUACAUGUAUAGGGUUUUAAACUCUUUUGGUCAACUUUCACGUCGAGGAAGUCAAGGGUGAAGCCUGAAAGGACAAUGCUAGAACACUGGGAUGAUAACAAAUGUACCACUGGCGUUUAAACAUGAAAGAACAACAGUACCUUUUCUUACGAAUACCUUGCGUCUUUCAAAAUGUGGCAGCUUUGCAAUUUAUACCAGCAGCUCUUCUGUGUUCUCUGUGAAUUGAGCUGACUCUGGAACAGUGGUUCUAGCACCAAAACACAAUGGCCAGAAUAUCCUGGUAUCAAGAAAAGAUAGGAGCCUACGAUCAACAAGUUUGGGAGAAGUCGUUGGAGCAGACAGACCUGAAUUUAAAUGGUUUGGACAGCAAGCCAAGGAAGACCGGUCACAUCAAGUCAGACCUCAUUGAUGUCGACUUAGUAAGAGGGUCCACGUUCAGCAAAGCCAAGCCAGCAAGUCCAUGGACAGCGUUGACUCGCAAGGGUCUGGUCAGAGUGUUGCUGUUUCCUUUCUUUUUUCCGUGGUGGAUCCAGGUCACCUCCAAAUCCAUCUCCGUUUGUAUUCUGGUGCUGUACUUCAUGCAAGUGGCCGCAGUACUACUCUACAUGGAGGUCCCCAGUGCCAGUGCCAGUGAGGUGUUUGGGCCUAUGUGUCUGAUGCUGCUGCUGGGCACCGUGCACUGCCAGAUUGUGUCCACCGAGUGUAGCCGGUGGCCCUUGAGUGGUCCAUCUGCUAGCAAUAGCAUCAGCAACAGUCCAGCCCGUAGGAGGAGGCCCAGGAAGGGCAGAGGCCAGAAGAAAUCUGACGAGAAGAAUGAGAGCGAGGACACCGAGCAGCGGGGCUCGUCACAGUUAGAGGAAAUCCAGCAAUUGAACAGAAAAGACGAGAUAAGGAGCAAAAGAAAAUCAGGCUUUGGAGCGUCUGACGAGCUCUCUAGUGAGGAAGAGGACGGAGUGCAACCAGUGGAAGUUAUUCAUUCUCCACAGGAAAGAUGCCCAGCCGGGCCCUGGCUGCCACCCGCACUGCCGUCUUCUGUGAGGUUGAGGAAGUCCAACCCAAAAGCUGCAACGAGGCCUCAGCAGGAGGGCGGUGGGGUCUUCAGGGUGAAGCCGCGUGAGGUGGAGCGCCUCAGACCAAGCGUGGGCUCCCGUUUGGCCUCCGACACUGAUGACACCAUGUGGGAGGAGCUUCUCCAAGGUUCAGACUCUGCCUCCACAGGAAGCAGCGACAGCGACGAUAACGGGAGGUUUGCUGCAAGCUUGGCGCUCCAGCAGACCACCACGCUGAGUAGCGAUGACGAGAGCCUACAAGGCAUCACAGGACACCAGCUGUCUUGGUUCCAGGCGUGCCAUCCUUCCAAGGACCGCGUCAGUGCCAUAAUAUGGGAGCAGGGCGAGUGUAAGAAAGCAGAUAUGUCCGUGUUGGAGAUCAGCGGGAUCAUCCUCACUCGGGUCAAGCUAGCAGAGCAAGGCGUGGGCUACCUGGUGUUCGGCGGGCUGGUGACCGCCACGUUGGCGCUUUUGCCCUUCGCCUUCCGCUUGGCCCAACGUCUAGACAUGUCCAGCCUCUGCUCGCUGUCGGCGUCCGAGCUGGUGGAGAUAGUGUUCAGGCCGGCCAGUGCUCACGCUUACGCCUUUUUCUUCAUCACAACGGUGCUGAGAGUGUGUCUCACCGGGCUCUUCUUCUUCAUGAUGUGUGUGGCUGAGAGGACAUACAAGCAGAGGCUUUUAUUCGCCAAACACUUCAGCCACCUCACGUCAGCCCGCAAGGCCAAAAAGUCGGAGAUCCCUCACUUCCGCCUCAAGAAGGUGCAGAACAUCAAGAUGUGGCUGUCACUGCGCUCCUUCCUCCGGAGGCGUGGCCCGCAGCGCUCCGUCGACGUCAUUGUAUCCACCAUCUUCCUGCUUGCCCUGUCGAUCUCAUUCAUCAUCUGCGCACAGCUUUUGCAGAGCCACAAAACCUUCCUGGACUCACUGACCAACUGGGAGCUGAUGUUGUGGACCUCGUCGCUCAUUCUCUUCCUGCUGCGACUCGCCACACUGGGAUCGGAGACCAACUGCAAAUAUAGCAACUCCUCUGUGCUGCUCACUGAGCAGAUCAACUUGUAUCUCAAGAUGGAGAAAAAGCCCAACAAGAAAGAAGAGCUCAGUAUAGUGAACAACGUCUUAAAGCUCGCUACUAAACUGAUGAAGGAGCUGGACACUCCUUUCCGCCUUCUCGGUCUGACCGUCAACCCGCUCAUCUAUAACAUCACCAGAGUGGUCAUCUUGUCGGCCGUGUCCGCCGUGGUCAGCGACCUGCUGGGAUUCAACAUUAGACUGUGGAAAAUCAAACCUUAAUGUGAACACGCCAAAAAGCACUUAACAUACCCGGAAGGUCAGACGCCGGCCACCUCUCGCCUUCACUACUCGUGCAAACCUACUGACCACAUGUCCAUCACACACUUAACACCUUUGACCCUUGAAUG